Labeo rohita (rohu) is the source of this 1646-nucleotide messenger RNA. It is a transcript of the gene cxcr4b, whose product is annotated as chemokine (C-X-C motif), receptor 4b. The record is from RefSeq and is a predicted model, not a curated record. The transcript has 2 exons. Gene Ontology annotation, molecular function: chemokine receptor activity. The coding region runs from base 87 to 1154 and encodes 355 amino acids. Gene Ontology annotation, biological process: brain development; chemotaxis; G protein-coupled receptor signaling pathway. Gene Ontology annotation, cellular component: membrane. Lineage: Eukaryota; Metazoa; Chordata; Actinopteri; Cypriniformes; Cyprinidae.
UCUACGGAGGAGUAUUUAAAUGCUGCAGCAGGAGAUCCGUUGAUUCAAGUGUGGAGACUUUUAGCGCGGAUUUUGCAUUCGUCAGCAUGGACGACAUGGACUUUCACAUCGUGUUAGACAACAGCUCAGAGUCUGGUUCUGGAGACUUUGACUCGUUUGACGAACUCUGUGACCUAACGGUCAGCGAAGACUUCCAAAGGAUCUUCCUCCCUACUGUAUAUGGGAUUAUCUUUGUGCUGGGAAUCAUUGGCAAUGGACUUGUGGUGCUUGUGAUGGGCUUCCAAAAGAAGUCAAAGAACAUGACAGACAAGUACAGGUUGCACCUCUCCAUCGCCGACCUCCUGUUUGUCCUCACUUUACCCUUUUGGGCUGUGGAUGCGGUCAGCGGAUGGCACGUUGGGGGAUUUCUGUGCGUCACUGUCAAUAUGAUCUACACGCUGAACUUGUACAGCAGCGUGCUGAUUUUGGCCUUUAUCAGCCUGGAUCGAUAUUUGGCUGUCGUCCGUGCCACAAACAGCCAGAAAAUCCGCAGGCUGCUUGCAGAAAGGGUGAUCUACCUUGGAGUUUGGCUCCCAGCGACCAUACUCACCGUGCCCGAUCUGGUGUUCGCCAAAGUCCACAAUACUGGCAUGAAUCCGAUCUGCGAGCUCACCUUCCCGCAGCAAGGCAACAUCGUGUGGAAGGCUUUUUUCCGCUUCCAGCACAUCAUUGUUGGCUUUUUGCUACCUGGUUUAAUCAUUCUGACCUGUUACUGUAUCAUCAUCUCAAAACUGUCCAAGAGCUCCAAAGGUCAAGCCCUAAAAAGGAAAGCGCUGAAGACAACAGUCAUCCUCAUUCUCUGCUUCUUCAUCUGCUGGUUGCCUUACUGUGCCGGCAUCCUGGUGGACACUCUGGUGUUGCUGAACGUCAUAUCUCACAGCUGUUUCCUUGAGCAGGGUCUGGAGAAAUGGAUCUUCUUUACUGAGGCGCUUGCGUACUUCCACUGCUGUCUCAACCCCAUCCUUUAUGCUUUCCUAGGAGUCAAGUUCAGUAAAUCCGCCCGUAACGCUCUGAGCAUCAGCAGUAGAUCAAGUCACAAGAUGCUGACCAAGAAAAGAGGUCCUAUAUCAUCAGUAUCUACUGAGUCGGAGUCAUCCAGUGCCCUGUCCAGUUAAUGGACACUUUGUACAUAAAACUUUCCUAUGUGGAUGACUAAGCUUUCAUUUUAUUUUUUUAAAGGACUUGACUACACUUUUUGUAUAUUGUAAACUCAUGUUGAUAAUUGUUGUUUUGUAACACUUUGUGUUUUUUAUUCAAAUACUUAAAUUAAUCUUUUUUUUAAAUGUUAGUACUUUUAUUGCAAGGACCUAAAGGCAGAGCCUUGACAAAGUCUGUAUGCUUGCACAAGUUCUUAUCAGGAAAUGUUAGCAUACUGUUGCAGUCUGAUUCAGAAUGUGUGGUGUAAAUUAUUUGUACAUAGUUCAUUGUUUGCCUAUGUGUGUGUGCACUUAGCUUUUCCUGUUACCCCAUAAGCUUUUUGAUAUUUAUUUAAAUGGUAGCUUACACUGUAAAACAAUUUUUAAAAAAUGGGUUGUAAUUUAAUCAUGUCACGAUUGUUGCAUUUUGACUUCUAUUUCAUAAUAAAACCCCAAAAUCACCAAUUUUAA